AUGGACCUUCCCGUGGUCAAUGACGUUAUCUCUGUGUACGACACCUCGCAGGUGCCGACGCUCGAUGAGGAUGUUCGUCACCACUUGAUCCAGUUUGGCGAGCCAGAGGUUGUUGCUGGUGAGACGAUUGGCGACCGGCGAGACCGGCUCAUUGCCAAGGCGCAGGAACUCGAUUACCACUUUGUCGAUGGCGAUGUGGUGAUGGCUGACGAAGAAGAAGAUGCCGAAGAGGAAGAUUACUAUACCCCGGGUAAUAAACUGCUUGUGGAUGUGCGCAAUCGAAUUUUACAGCUGUCUCUCCCCCAGGCUAAGGUUAGAGUGGAACGAGAGUACGCUCAUUACCAACAGGAGACGACCCAUCCAGUACAACUACUCAAAUUCCGAAGAUCACUUACCAGCCACCUAAAGUCAUUAGCCAUUGCUGGAACUGCUUCAAUAACGGGUAAUACGCGGGCUAUUUCUGUCACUCGCUACCUGCCAUCGAAUGAACUUAUUGCUUGUGGCCUGUGGAACGGUUGCGUCUAUAUCAUGGACCCACAAAACUUACAAGUGAAACACCAAUCGGUACCUGGUCACCAUAGCGAGAAAGUAAGCGGGCUUCUGUGGCUUGACUCUCAGCGAUUAAUCACAGGGGGCGGUGAAGGCAAAUUGAAUUUGUGGAAAGUGGGUGAGGAAUACUUACACCCACUGACGACCAUUGAAGCUCAUGAAAACCGAAUCACUAAAGUAGUGGUUCACCCCCAUAUCAAGGAGUAUGUGAUGCUGGCGUCAAGUGAUCACACUUGGAAGCUCUUUGAUAUUACCAAACAAGAAGAACUCUGUGCAUUUGAGGGUCACUCACGUGAAGUGUACGGUCUUGGUUGUCACCCUGAUGGGUCAGUGGUGGCUCUGGGUGGUCUAGACGGGAUUACUAGGUGGUGGGACUUACGCAGUGGUCGUAACAUUAUUACCGUACAUGGUCAUGCGUCUGGCGUCUACUCACUUGAUUUCUCGCCAUUUAAUAGUCUUGUGGCCACGGCUAGUGGAGAUGGCACCGUCAAGAUAUGGGAUAUGAGGCGAUUAGAUGCUAAGAACCAAGAAUUGGCAACUAUCCCCGCCCACACUAAACUCGUUAGUGACGUCAAGUGGUAUUAUGGUAAGCUUCCUAAGCCGCAAACGUUUACGGAUGAGAAUGACGAAAACCCCACCACAUUCUCUGCUGAGGGUAAGUUUUUAGUUAGUGGUUCUUACGAUUGGACGGUGGGCGUCCACAAUGCUGAUCUGUGGAUUAAAGUCGCUAGCUUAGAAGGUCACACCGACAAGGUGAUGUCGGUGGAUAUUGCUACUGAUGGUGGAAAGCUUAUUCUGGCGGGCUGGGAUCGCACCAUAAAGAUGUGGCAGGUGGACUGA
Messenger RNA from Diutina rugosa, 1389 nucleotides. RefSeq names its product U4/U6-U5 snRNP complex subunit. The transcript has a single exon. Gene Ontology annotation, molecular function: U4 snRNA binding; protein binding; U6 snRNA binding. The record is from RefSeq and is a predicted model, not a curated record. Gene Ontology annotation, cellular component: U4/U6 x U5 tri-snRNP complex. Bases 1 to 1389 code for a protein of 462 amino acids. Gene Ontology annotation, biological process: mRNA splicing, via spliceosome. NCBI's taxonomy places the organism in Eukaryota, Fungi, Ascomycota, Pichiomycetes, Serinales, Debaryomycetaceae.